Molecule: messenger RNA, 504 nt
Organism: Miscanthus lutarioriparius
Lineage: Eukaryota; Viridiplantae; Streptophyta; Magnoliopsida; Poales; Poaceae
Source: the annotation of a GenBank genome assembly
GGAUCGAGUCUCUCGGAUAUGUAUCGGGAGCCAGUUUUGGAGAAAUCUGCUGACACAUCUGAUGAGGAGCCUGAGAUUGAUAUCAUGAAGCUGUUGAAAGAUGUUGAGAUCAUUGGUGCCCCUACAUUUAAGGGGCGGAAGCAAAUCGAGAACCGUAGAGUCGUUGAGUUGGGUGGAAAGGCCGUUAAGAAGCACCGCACACCAUUGAGUGUCGCGAAGCCAGCUAUGAAAAAUCAGAAGAAAAGAGAACAAAAGAAAAUGGAAGAGGAAAAACUACUUGGGAUCUUUGGGAAAAGAGACAAGAAUACCAAAGCUCAGAAGACUAGACCAGAGGACCGAGUUCUUAGGGCCACAGAAGGGCGCUUUAAGAAUGGUAUACUGGACGUCAAGCAUCUUCUGGCGCCACCGAAACCAUCAGGGAGGGACGCGCCAGAACCGAAGAUGAGAAAGGGCAAGCACAAGGGGAAGGGUAAACAGAAGGGGGGCAGAAGGAAGAGACGUUGA